AUGUCGGACGCAGGACAACCCUCUCCCAAUGGCGCCGGUGAUGGCGGGGCCCCUGCCGGUGCGAACGAGCACCUCAACAUCAAAGUCACUGAUGGAAACAACGAAGUCUUUUUCAAGAUCAAGCGGACUACAAAACUAGAGAAAUUAAUGAAGGCUUUCUGUGAGAGGCAAGGCAAAGACAUCAGGUCGGCGCGAUUUCUGUUCGAAGGUCAAAAAGUCCAGGCUCAAGACACGCCAGAAGUGCUCGAAAUGCAGGACGGCGAUUCAAUUGAAGUCCACCAGGAGCAGAUUGGUGGCUGUGCCUAG
Exophiala dermatitidis NIH/UT8656 is the source of this 306-nucleotide messenger RNA. RefSeq lists its product as uncharacterized. The transcript is spliced from 2 exons. Gene Ontology annotation, cellular component: septin ring; nucleus. Lineage: Eukaryota; Fungi; Ascomycota; Eurotiomycetes; Chaetothyriales; Herpotrichiellaceae. Gene Ontology annotation, biological process: protein sumoylation. The record is from RefSeq and is a predicted model, not a curated record. Gene Ontology annotation, molecular function: ubiquitin-like protein ligase binding; protein tag activity. Bases 1 to 306 code for a protein of 101 amino acids.